UGCUGACCAGGUCGUGACCUACUUGAGAAUGAUCAGGACAGCGCUAGGCAAACUCAAAAGACCUGGGUCGGUUUUUCUAACCCAUCGAUUUGCUUCGCAAGCGGCAAAGCCCUUCUUUUACCAGGACAUUUUCGAAACGACUAAACCCGUUUACAAAGAUACGCCCUUUAAAAAACUAACAGGUUUGUUCGGGAAACUCAUGACCGUCUAGUUACCGUCCAGGGAAUCAUGUGUCAUCGAUUGAUGCUGGUGGACAUCGUGUUUUACAGGUGGAUUUUGAAGCUCUACGACUGCUGUCAGCUCAAGCAAUGGUGGACAUUGCUCAUCUACUCAGACCCUCUCACCUGGAAUCGUUAUCCAAUAUAUUGAAAGAUAAAGAUGCUUCUAACAAUGAUAAAUUUGUUGCUCUCGAGUUGCUGAAGAACGCGAACAUUGCUGCAGGGAUGGUUCUUCCCGGUUGUCAAGACACGGGCACAGCUAUCUGUAUGGGGAAGAAGGGCCAGUACGUUUGGACUGACGGAAGAGACGCGGAAGCCAUUUCGCGUGGCAUAUACGACACAUAUACCUCAACCAACUUAAGAUAUUCACAAGUUGCUCCAGUUGACAUGUUCACAGAGAAGAAUACGGGAACCAAUCUACCUGCCCAAAUUGAAUUGUAUAGUACCGGUGGGAACGAAUACAACUUUCUGUUUAUCGCCAAAGGUGGUGGGUCUGCUAACAAAACGUUUUUGUAUCAGCAGACCAAGGCACUCUUGAACCCCGAAAAACUAUAUGCAUUUAUCAAUGAAAAAAUCAAGACUCUUGGAACUGCAGCUUGUCCCCCGUACCACUUGGCUGUGGUUGUUGGUGGAACUUCAGCCGAAAUGACAUUGAAAACCGUGAAAUUGGCGUCUUGCAAGUAUUUGGACAACUUACCCACGUGCGGUAAUGAACAUGGACGGGCAUUCCGAGAUAUAGAUGCUGAGGCUCGUGUGUUGGAAUUGACGCGCAAGCUUGGCAUUGGUGCUCAGUUCGGUGGGAAGUACUUCUGUCACGAUGUUCGUGUUGUUCGUCUGCCCAGGCACGGUGCCUCGUGUCCUGUUGGUAUUGGGGUUUCUUGCUCUGCUGAUAGACAGAUACUGGGGCGAAUAACUGCCGAUGGUGUAUUUCUGGAACAAUUGGAGACGGAUCCAUCAAAGUACUUGCCUGAUCCAGACACUGAGAAACUCUCGGCUGACGUUGUCAAAGUUGACCUGAACCAACCGAUGGAUAAAGUUUUGGCAGUAUUGUCGAAGCAUCCAAUCCGAACGCGAGUUUCGCUCACCGGUACCUUAGUGGUCGCUCGUGAUGCCGCUCAUGCCAAAAUCAAAGAGCGUUUGGAUGCCGGAGAAGCAAUGCCUCAAUAUAUGCGCGAUCACCCCGUAUAUUAUGCCGGUCCUGCCAAGACACCCGUUGGUUAUGCCAGCGGCUCUUUCGGGCCAACAACUGCUGGCCGGAUGGAUGCUUAUGUGGAUCAGUUCCAAAAGGCUGGUGGUAGCAAAAUAAUGUUGGCGAAGGGCAAUCGAUCCAAACAAGUGACAGAAGCUUGCAAAAAAUAUGGAGGUUUCUAUCUCGGUUCGAUUGGUGGACCAGCUGCCAUUUUGGCAAAGAAUUGCAUCAAAAAGGUGGAGGUUUUGGAAUAUCCGGAACUUGGAAUGGAGGCAAUAUGGCGUAUCGAGGUUGUCGACUUUCCAGCAUUCAUUGUUGUGGACGACAAAGGCCCCGAAUUGCACAGCAUUAACAAGCUAUUCGCCCACAUAUCCGAAAAGCAUCGCACG
Opisthorchis viverrini is the source of this 1796-nucleotide messenger RNA. RefSeq lists its product as hypothetical. The annotation marks the transcript as partial. NCBI's taxonomy places the organism in Eukaryota, Metazoa, Platyhelminthes, Trematoda, Opisthorchiida, Opisthorchiidae. The transcript is spliced from 10 exons. The record is from RefSeq and is a predicted model, not a curated record. Gene Ontology annotation, molecular function: fumarate hydratase activity. Gene Ontology annotation, biological process: generation of precursor metabolites and energy.